Molecule: messenger RNA, 4188 nt
Organism: Coffea arabica (coffee)
Lineage: Eukaryota; Viridiplantae; Streptophyta; Magnoliopsida; Gentianales; Rubiaceae
Product: polyadenylation and cleavage factor homolog 4
Biological process (GO): termination of RNA polymerase II transcription; mRNA 3'-end processing
Cellular component (GO): mRNA cleavage factor complex; cytoplasm
Molecular function (GO): mRNA binding; RNA polymerase II complex binding
Source: RefSeq, a predicted model, not a curated record
GACCAGCUGCACCGCUUCUUAGCUCUUGCUACCCCUGCUCCCCACUCCCUAUUAAAAAGGGCCGCAGCCCAGUCCCCAGCCGCUGACCCCUCCCCAAAAUUUUAAUCCCCGCCCCCAAUUCAAUCAAUCAAGAAACCUAUCUCUCUCCCUCUCUCUCUCUCUCUCCCUCUCCUCGCACCUCAGCCCCCUUUCCUCCUGCACCUACUUGCACCUUUUUCAGGCUCGAACAAGCCAAAGCCAAGGACCCCGAGUGACCGAAUCGUCAAUUUUCACUUUCUCCUCUCCAUCUGCAUCCCGAAGAUUUAUUUGCUUAGGGCUCAUAAUUAUUAUUUUUUUUAAAAUCUGUAGUAGGAAUUUUGUUGUACUCUCAAUUUCUUUGGGGGGUGACUUUAGCUUUGUAUUUGAACUAUGUAAAUGACGAGAUAGUCAGGUUUAUUGCUUUUGUAUUUUUCUGUAUUUGUUUUUUGAAUUGUAAUGGAUAUGGAGAGUUCAGGUAGACCGUUUGAUAGAUCUCGAGACCUAGGGUUGAAGAAGCGUAGGCUUACCCAGGACCCAAUCCCGCUGGAUCGCACCUCCAAUGGCCGCUCCAACAGCUCCUUCAUUCAGCAGCAGCGCCCCGCGCUGCCGUCUGCAAAUUCGACCUCCGUUGCUGCUGGUUCCAGAUUUCGGGUGAGCGAUAGGGGCGGCGCUGAUUCCGAGAGCAGUGACUCGGUGCGGGGACCUUAUCCACAACAGCACUUGCAGCAGCAACAACAGAUUCUGGAGCUUGUGAAUCAGUACAAGACGGCCUUAUCUGAACUGACUUUCAAUUCCAAGCCGAUUAUUACCAACUUGACUAUUAUUGCUGGGGAAAAUCUCCAUGCUGCCAAGGCCAUAGCGGCUACUGUCUGCGCCAAUAUCCUCGAGGUUCCUCGUGAGCAAAAGCUCCCAUCUCUUUAUCUUUUAGACAGUAUUGUGAAGAAUAUUGGAAGGGAUUACAUCAAAUACUUUGCUUCCAGGUUACCUGAGGUUUUCUGCAAGGCAUAUAGACAGGUUGAUCCUUCAAUACAUCCUGGCAUGAGGCAUCUUUUUGGCACUUGGAAAGGAGUAUUUCCUUCUCCAACACUUCAGAUGAUUGAGAAGGAUCUUGGAUUUGUACCUGCUACUAAUGGUUCUUCUUUAGGAACAUCAUCUAGGCCUGAUGCUCCUGCUGCUCGCCCUGCACAUAGCAUCCAUGUGAACCCCAAGUAUUUGGAGGCAAGACAGCGUCUUGAUCUGUCUACUAGGGCCAAAGGUUCUGCCAGUGAUAUUAGUGGAAACCUGUUAAACUCAUCUGAGGAAAGACUUGAAAGAACUCCGGGUGUUGGCUCUGGAAGACCAUGGGUUGAUCCUACUCUUAAGAAUAUUCAGCAUCCUCAAAGAGAACAACUGAGUGAUGCCCCAUUUGAUGACUCUGAAUAUGAUUCUUUGAUGUUGAAGCGAUCGGGCAUUGCAAUUGGAGGAGCAGGUGAAAAGUUCAAAGAGCAGGUAUUUGAUAAGACAUGGUUUGAAUCUGGAGGUGUCAUGCCGGCUGACCAAGGGAAUGGUUUUGAUGUUAAGCAUGGGUUUCCAAGGUAUCCAGCUCUGAGGUCUGUAAGUUCUGCAAAUAUGCAACCCAGACCGAUCUUUCCCAGUAAAAGCACCAGUGGGAUGACUAAGAGCUGGAAGAACUCUGAGGAAGAGGAGUACAUGUGGGAUGAUAUUAACUCAAGAGCCACUGAUCAAAGUGCAAUCAAUAGCUCUGGAAGAGAUCGUUGGACACCUGAUGAUUCUGAAAGAACUAGUGAAGCUUCAGCUGAUUCUCUAUCCACUGAACAGAAAGGCCAAGCUGCUAUUGGACAUCGAAUAGCAACAUCAUGGUCCCAGGACCCGGUCCUGUCAGAAGGGACUAGUCAUUUGCCUUCUUCCAGAAUCAUGAAUAAUUCUGGAAGCUAUCCAACAUCUCUCAGUGGGUUGGCAACUGCUGCUAGUACUGUAGGUAGGCCUCUUUUCCAUUCGAAAAUAGGGCCUGGUGGUGGCGGAACACCAGGCUAUAGUUUCUCAAGUGCAACAUUGGGGCCCAUGGGAUCCAUAGGACAACCACGACAGACUCUGGGAGCUGCAUCACCCUCUGCACAGUCCCCCAUGCAUCAGCGGCCUUCUUCACCUUCCUUUUUAGUACGUGGAGCCAAUCAAGUAGCUCACAAUUUAGCUGAGCGUGACCAAAAACCAGCCUUGCCUCCUGCAGAGUGUAGAGCUUCUCAAUAUCCAGGACACCUUAAUCUUGGGGCCAAUUCUCAGCCAUUGCCAUCCCGGAAUGCCCAUCUUGCUAAUUUGGAGAGACAGCAGCCACCAAGUAUUUGUGCUUUGUCUUCUGUAGCAUCUCCUCAUUCUCUAUUGUCUGAAUCUAUUCGUCAAACAUCGACAUCAUCAUUGCCCGAAAUUUCAGGUUUAGAUCUCUCCUCAGUGUCAAAAAAUCCAUUUUCCAAAGAUACCAAUGCGGUGGCUACACAAUCAAGCACUAGUAGUUUGUUGGCAGCUGUUAUGAAAAGCGGAAUACUUGGUGGUAAUCUUGUUAGUGGAAGCGUACCUUCUCUAAGUUCUCAGGAUGCUGGAGUUGCAGCAACUGAGGCAAGCAAGCAGCCUACUCUAACUAGUCAUCCUUCAACCCACUCUACAAUGGUGGGGCCCAGGAUUUCACCUGCUUCUGUUUUGAGUCAGUCAUCGAAUGAAAACACGUCAAAAUCCUCAAUUUUACCCCAGAGAAAUGGUGGCCAACUACCAGUGCCUCCUGAGACACUUCCUUCCUCUAUCGUCGGUAGUGCCUUGGCACAGCCCUUGAAUGCAGCUAAUGCUGUCUCUGCUCCAGUUUCUAGUCUUUUGAGUUCACUUGUUGAGAAGGGAUUGAUAUCUGCAUCAAAGACCGAGUCAGUAACUUCUCUUAUGCCAGAUGCACCUGGUCGAUCUCAGAACCAGAGUCUUGAAAUUGCAAGCACAAGUUCAUCUCCAAUUUCCUUACCACUUUGUUCCUCAUCUACCAAACAGGAGCUGCCUAUUUCUGAGCUUACGUCAAAAGCCAAGGACGUGUUGCCCGAGUCCACUGCAGCUGAAAUGAAAAAUCUUAUUGGUUUUCAAUUUAAGGCAGAUGUGCUUAGGGAAUUCCAUCCAGCUGUGAUCAGUGAACUUCUCGAGGAUCUUUUGUUUAAGUGUAGCAUAUGUGGUCUUCGGCUCAAAAUUGAGGAGCAACUCAACAGACACUUGGAGUGGCAUGCUUUGCGAGACAAAGAUAAGAACAAUUUGAAUAAGGAAUCAAGAGAAUGGUAUUUGAAAUCAGUUGAGUGGAUAGCAGGUAAUGCUGGUAUUGUGUCUAAUAAUGAAUCAGCAGGGGUUUUGGAAGGUCCCAGCAAGAGAUCAGAAUGUAAUGAGCAGAUGGUUCCUGCUGAUGAAAGCCAAUGUUUAUGUGUGUUGUGUGGUGAGCUUUUUGAAGAUUUUUACAGCGAGGAAAGAGACCAAUGGAUGUUCAAAGGAGCUAGCUAUGCCAAUGUCACUGGAAUUACAAAUGAGGGAGCAUCUCAGGACACGAUAGUCCAUGCAAACUGCUUAGCAAAAAGUUCUCUUGAUUUGGAUUGUGCCACGAACAUCAAGUAGCAAAGGUCCAGUAGGUUUUUGAGGUAAACUUUGGUGAUGUAAUGAUCCUGGUGCAUGAAAACCAGCAAGUGGAGUAUGUUCCUUGUUCGCCUCAUGCAAAAGUAUAUUCAAGGCUGAACCCUUGUAUUCCUGUAAGUGUUGAGCUUGUUCAAAAGCUACCUCCUUGGUUUUCUUAUUUAAAUUUUUGGUUCUCAAGGAAAAGGAAUAAAAAAAAAAGGAAGAUGUUUGUUGUCAGUUUCUUUUUCCAUUUGAUUGAGUUGUCCUUUAUGCUUUCUUUUCACCAUAUUUUCUUGCAAACUUGAGCUUGGUUCUGGAAUCUGCCAGCAGCAGCAUUUAUGAAUUCAUCAGCUGCAUGUCCAUUCCAAAGUCAAACUUCACAUUCUGCACGAGGCUUACAUCCUCUUUAUGUUAAUGUGAUGGAUUAUGUUGGACUUUAUUGUCCCAAUCCCCUUCUCAUCUAUUUAUUUCGAUGAUGCCUUUAAUGACCCUAAAGUAAUGUAUCAAGUUUUUGCAAACAUUAUUCAAAGCCUACUCAGUUGUGUA